Messenger RNA from Hydractinia symbiolongicarpus, 2242 nucleotides. RefSeq names its product syntaxin-5-like. The transcript is spliced from 9 exons. Gene Ontology annotation, biological process: intracellular protein transport; endoplasmic reticulum to Golgi vesicle-mediated transport; vesicle fusion. Bases 314 to 1369 code for a protein of 351 amino acids. Gene Ontology annotation, cellular component: endomembrane system; Golgi membrane; SNARE complex. The record is from RefSeq and is a predicted model, not a curated record. Gene Ontology annotation, molecular function: SNARE binding; SNAP receptor activity. NCBI's taxonomy places the organism in Eukaryota, Metazoa, Cnidaria, Hydrozoa, Anthoathecata, Hydractiniidae.
CUUGAAUUAAGUAAUUUUACAUAAACCAAAACAACGUCAUCGAUCUCUUCGACCUCAAAAAUUAUAAACGAAGUUUGUCAGAAAACGAAAGACUGAAUGACACCACUUAUAAAGAAGUUCUAAUUCCCUGUUAAUAACUUUACAUAUCAUCAAGACUUAACGCCACAUCAAUUAAAACAACGUACUGAAACUUUCUCAUUCAAAAUCAGGCAGCCGCUAGCUAAAGAUUUUACAUCAACACUCUCAAUCGACUCCUCAGCUUAGUUGAUAUUUUUAUGCUGAAUAGUUUAUAUAAGUACUGCUUUGCAAUCCAAUGAGCACUAGACGAAGGCGUACAAAAUCAGGAAGUAAAGAAGAGCCUGAAAAUUUUGAGACAGGCUACGGAUACGCAAUUCACAAUAGUGGGAAUAACACAUUUAUUGAAAAUAAUAUAUUGGACUCAGUUGAAAUGACAUGUCGUGACAGAACUGGAGAAUUUUUAUCUGCUGUUAAAUCAUUGCAGUCAGGACAGCAAAAUGGAUAUCAUCCUGCAAAAUAUGGAAACAGAAAUGGAAUACGAAAACAGCCAAGUCAGUUUACUUUAUUUUCAAGACAAAUUGGGAAGGAUAUUAACAAUACAUUUAAUAAACUUGAAAAGUUAGCAAUACUUGCCAAAAGGAAAUCACUCUUCAAUGACAAACCAGUGGAAAUUCAAGAACUAACAUAUAUAAUAAAACAGGACAUCAAUAACUUAAACCAACAGAUCGCAAAUCUCCAACAGUUCGUCAACCGCAACGAUUCAUCAUCCAGUAAAAAUGUACAGACGCACUCACAUACCAUCGUCAUGUCUCUUCAGAGUAAACUGGCGCACAUGUCGAAGGAUUUUAAGCACGUCUUAGAAGUCCGAACAGAAAACAUGAAACACCAGAAAAAUCGUCGGGAACAGUUUUCACAGGGCGCUAUAGCGGAAACGUUACCCUCCACCGGCGUGGCUACAAAUUCUCUACUUCAUAAGCAUUCUGCUCAAGGCAACGAAGCUGUUUCUCUCGACAUGGAACCGUUACUAAACAGCCAGAACAAUCAAACCAUGCAAGUGUACGAACAAGACGACGAAUACGUGAAAAGUCGCGCCUCCGCAAUGGAGAGCAUUGAACAAACCAUCGUCGAGCUUGGCGGUAUUUUUCAACAACUCGCUCACCUGGUUAGUGAACAAGAGGAGCAAAUUAAAAGAAUCGACACCAAUGUUGAAGACACAGAAAUGAACGUCGAAGCUGCCCAUUCUGAACUAUUGAAAUAUUUUCAAUCAAUCUCCUCAAAUCGUUGGUUGAUCAUCAAAAUAUUUUUCGUACUCAUCAUUUUCUUUAUAGUAUUUGUUGUAUUUAUGGUUUGAAUUGGUUAUUAUUUUCGGCACAAGUGGCCUCCCUAUGAUUUUAAAAAAGAAAAUUUCGAAUGUUCGAAGAUUAGCCAGUGCACACGCGGUCGUACCUGCUAUAUUUAUUUAUUGUUUCAUUGUCAGAAGUUUUUGCGGUUUUUUUGGCGUAAAAUAACCGAAAUAUCAGGGUUUUUUUUACAAACCGGGAUAGUCUUAGUUCCUAGAAAGUGUACACGCCAAAAUUUCGCGGUUAUUCCAAAUCGCGAAAUUUUUUUAAACGAAAAUUUCUAACAAUGAAGUAGUCGUGAAAGAGAAUGCUUAAAAUUUAUGAAACCGUAACUCUCUCAUUUUCCGUUUACUUUUUUUGACAAUUUUUCAGUAGAGACGCGUCUAUUGCAAAUAUUUUUUGUUGACGUCUUAAUGAUGCGCUGUGGAAAGAAAUUUUAUUUUUUUACAUGUAUUGAUUGUUUGGGUCAGUUCCAAAUAAUGGAUGUUUUGAUUUCAAAAGACUGCUCUACAUUUAGAGCAUUUAUUACUGCAGCUCUCAGCAUUUAAAUCUCGGCGCUCGAUAUGCUUAAUUUUUAUUGCAUUAAAGAUAGCGUUUUGAUAUAGAUUCUACAAAACGUUGCCCCACUGGUAAGCGCUUCGAAGUUCACCCUUAAAUUCCAAAGCUGCCAAAAUACAGGUCUCGCAGACAGAAUAAAAUUUAAUGCGCAUGCUCAGGUAUUAAACACUGGGAGCUGCAGCUAAGAACGCUUUAAUGGAACUCCGCCUAGCUUGUUCUGUUGGACGAUCUUAAUUUAUAUAUCUGUGGCUGUUUGUAUUUCAUUUUGGUUGUAGAUCUAUUGUUUUUCUCGUCUUUAAAUUCAGAAGGAAACCAUUUUUACGUUA